AUAGUGAACUCAUAAGCAAACAGAUUGGCUUUGUUUUUAAUUCUCUUUUUAGUUCUGUUUUCUUCUGUUCUACGAUCAAAAUUACGUAGAAUAAAUAUUGUUUGUAAUUGUAUUACUGUUUUUGGUUUUUAGAAUUUGCUAGGUGUUUGUUGUUUCUUGAAUGGCGAAAGGCCGGAGAUUGACGACGAGUAGAAGCGACCGGUUUUUAGGAAGCUAUGACAAUGGGUAUGCCGCAGGGGAGAGCUCGACGGUGGGGAUUGAGCUUGGGGAGGAAGAGGUGUGGUCGAUGGAGGAUGAGGUGUCGGACCGGAAUGAUUCAAUCGGGAAUAACUCUCAGGGUGAGUGGAGCCCGGUGGAGAGUAAUGAGAGCGCGUCGACGGGGUCGAGGAGGAAUCGACGAGUCCAUCGGAGUGAUCGAAACGUGGGUGGGCUGUCCUUGGCUUUCGAAGAUUCCUCGACGUCAUCGUCGAGGAUCGUGCGCCAGGUCAGGAGUCAGGAGGGCGUGGCGGUUACGCCACGUGGGCAGCAUCACAUGGCCACGUCAGCCCCCGUGAAUGUGCCGGACUGGAGCAAGAUUUACCGCGUGGACUCGGUGGACUCGGUGGACUCGAUGCAUGACUCGGAUGACGGGUGCGACGACGAUGAUGACUCAGUGAUGGUGCCACCGCACGAGUACUUGGCUAGGAGCAAGAAAUCCGGCGGCGCUUCGGUGUUUGAGGGCGUCGGUCGGACCCUCAAGGGCCGUGACUUGAGACGGGUUAGGGAUGCAGUCUGGAACCAAACAGGAUUCGACGGCUAAAACCGCCAACCGCCACCAAUUCAAUCAAAGGCACGCCAAUAUUUCUUAUUGUUUGAACUUUGAAGCCACAUAUAAUUUUUUUUUUUUUUUUUGGUAUCUUGAUAAAUGAUUCAGCCGAGUUGACUCAACUGAGUUAACUCAGCUGCCACUGAGCCCAAGCAUGAUUUUUGCAUUAUAUCGGAAUUUGGGUUAGAAAUGAAGAAAUGAUUUUCAGACAAAAGAAACAAGUUCGAUGUUUAGUGGUCUGUCCAAAUUUGCAAUAACUUCCAAAUUCUCUUCGCGUAGACAUUUUUGUCACUUAAUUGCACAUUAAAUUAAUGGUUUGGUCAAUAGCCAACAAUGUUUAACGCUUAUAAAUUAGUAAGAAAUUAAGUACCUUGAU
Molecule: messenger RNA, 1181 nt
Organism: Rubroshorea leprosula
Lineage: Eukaryota; Viridiplantae; Streptophyta; Magnoliopsida; Malvales; Dipterocarpaceae
Source: the annotation of a GenBank genome assembly